UGCUUUUGAUAUCCUGCAGAUGACUUACGAUGUCAUUCAUAAGCCACCGUAUUCGCACGAAACCGCUCAUUUUGCGAGAGUGUCGUGUGCAAAACACGUGCCGAAUAAAUACAUUGAUGUGUGUGUACGAGUUUUCGAAACAAGUCCAGGCUACUGUGUUGAAGACCAGCUGAACCAAGAUGUCCUACAGUCAGCAACGAGACCGAGGAAAGAAGGACUUGAAAUGCUACAAAUGCGAGAAGAUGGGGCACUUUGCUCGUGACUGCCCCCUUAAGGAUGACUCCAGUGGUGGUGGUGGUGGAGGAGGCGGUUAUAAAAGUGGGAAUUACAGAGGUUACAGCAAUUCCCGCAGUAAUCGUUGCUUUCGAUGCAACCGUGUGGGACAUCUUGUAGCCGAUUGUACCAGCCCAGCUAACAAAUGCUACAAUUGUGAUGAGGAAGGACACAAUGCAAGCGACUGUCCUCAUCCCCAGAAACCAAGGACGAUUGAGUGCUACGCCUGCCAUAAAAAAGGCCACAUCUCCCGUGAGUGUCCUGAAAGCAGUCGUGAUGAUCGCUGCUUCAAAUGUCACCAAACUGGCCAUCUGAGACGCAACUGCCCGGAGUUGAUCGCCGAUGGUGAAGAUGACCGUGAAUGUUACAGUUGUCAUCAGAAAGGUCAUCUGUCUGGACAGUGUCCCGAAAAGACUUGUCAUACCUGUAGUCAGCCUGGACAUCUGGCUCGUGAUUGUCCCAAUGAUUCUGGUGAGAAGUCUGGUCGUCGUAGCAACGCUGACAAGACCUGCUACAAGUGUGGCAACACCGGACAUAUCGCCCGCGAUUGCGAUGCAUCAGAGUGAGACAUCAGGCUCUUAACUUCCUGCGCGCCUCACAAGGCAUUUUAUCCAGUUACAAGUCAGCAGUAUGUCUGAUGACAACCAGCAGGUAUCAGCCAGCAAACUGGUAAGAACUGGCUCCAACUGGUUCCAACUGGUCUGAGGCAGUUCGCCAAGGCUGGGUGUAGUGUGAGUGUGUGUGUGAGUAGGAGGUGCCUGUGUAUCUCUCAUGAGUUUUUUUCAAGUUAACAUCAAAGUAAGUAUUUCCAGUAGAUUAAGUGUUAAUCUGUAAGUAAAAAAAAAUAAACAUAUCUCAACGUAAUUCAGAACUGACAUCACACAGAUCCAAUGAAUAUUCAUAUUGAUUUGAUGAGUAUGUAGGAGCACAAAUGAUGCAAAGUGUCAAAACAUCAAAUAGCAAUACUUGCAUCCUACCAUUAACAUCCAUUGUAAUGUAUACAGGAAAACAAUGAAAAUGAACCAAACUAAAACUCAGUACCAGAUGUCGAGAACAGGCACGGUGAGUUGUCGGGGAAAACCUUUCAUGGGGAAGAUGAAAGGCUGGAGUUUGUCGGGGAGAUUUGACCAUCUUAUGAACAUUUCACGGUUUGAAGAACCUGAAUAAAUGGGGAGAAAUUUGAAGAAUUCUGAAGAGCCAUCAUUGAGCUGUUUGUUGGCUGGCGAUGGCGGUUUUAUGUCUUGAAGUGAAGACAUUCAGUUGAAGCGUUAGGGGGAUCUGUGGUGGUGGGACGUAUUGAUGCAGUUUCCAUUUAUUGAUAUCAUGAUCUGUUGUUGAUUACUUAGAUGCUGCUUUUCGAAGCUUAAGUAUGGAGUGUGUAAACAUAUCUGUUUUGUUUCUUUUAAAGUUAAUACGGUUUGAAGUGAAAUUAACAAAAGAUACACAUAUUUGAAGUUUGCAGUAUCACAGUUCAUGGUACAUGUUCAUGUAUUUAGAUUUUGUUUAGACCGUCUGGAUUAUUUUACCCACAACUAUUAAACUUACAUGUACUCUUCAUUUAUGCUUUUUAUUUACACAUGCUAGUAAGUUGACCCAUUAUUAUAUCUGUGAGCAGUUUAAGUUAGAUUUACAUUACAGAUGAAGUUGGGACUAAAUCAACAAUGUUUUCUUCUCAUUUGAGUGGUUUACAACAAAGUUAUCUCUAUUGUCUCUAAGUAGUAAUCAAGCAUAGACUAAACCAACAUAUCUUCAGUUUCUUUUUUGGAGAUGUAACAGUAUGAAAUAUUUUUAGCAUUCAUUUACUGGAUGUAACUGACGAGUGCAAAGUCAGUUUAUGACGUCCAAAGAGAAUAUAAGAUUCAUAUCACAAUGAAUAACGUCAAAUGUAUUUUAUUUAUACAUUAUCCAGGAGCUGUUUUAUAAAACUUUGAUGCAAUUUUAGUGCAAAACACCACUUAUUGUGAUAUUGCCUUGGGAAAAAUGUAAUUAUUUUUCUGAAGGACCUCAUUUUUCGAAAUGUAAUCACACGUUUCUUAGGAUAAGUUUGUAAAAUCCCC
Molecule: messenger RNA, 2330 nt
Organism: Patiria miniata (bat star)
Lineage: Eukaryota; Metazoa; Echinodermata; Asteroidea; Valvatida; Asterinidae
Product: DNA-binding protein HEXBP-like
Exons: 6
Coding region: 180-839 (219 amino acids)
Biological process (GO): positive regulation of cytoplasmic translation
Cellular component (GO): cytoplasm
Molecular function (GO): zinc ion binding; mRNA binding; single-stranded RNA binding
Source: RefSeq, a predicted model, not a curated record